Messenger RNA from Pogoniulus pusillus (Red-fronted tinkerbird), 804 nucleotides. RefSeq lists its product as uncharacterized. The record is from RefSeq and is a predicted model, not a curated record. Bases 1 to 804 code for a protein of 267 amino acids. The transcript is spliced from 2 exons. NCBI's taxonomy places the organism in Eukaryota, Metazoa, Chordata, Aves, Piciformes, Lybiidae.
AUGGCCCGGCCGGACGCGGGAGCGGCGGCGGCGAACGAAGGGGCCCAGCACCAGCGCCCAGGCACCGCUUCCGCUGCCGCUGCCCAGAGCGGCCCCGGGCCCGCCUCGGCGGAUGGCGCCGCCACCGGCCGGGAGGCGCAGUGCCCCGGGCGCGCCCACACCGGGGAGGCGGUCCCGGGCGGGACCCGCCCCGAGGGCAGUCCCCAGGGCGCGAGUGACAUCCGCACGCCCCCGGGCACCGCCUGCCCCCGCCUGGCCCCUGCCGUGUCCUCGCGGCCGCGACGCCACCAGGGGCCGAGGCCACCCCCAUCUGCCCUCGCAGGACACCUGCCCCCGAGGGGGCCGCUGCGGCCACCACCCCCUGAGUGCAGACGCAGCCCACGUCCAGCUGCUGCCCACCGCGGACAUCUCAGCCCCCUCCAGGCUGUGCCUGGGCACCGCCCGGGCACGGACACCCAUCUGCAGAGAUGCCCCCUGCGUGUGGACAUGCCACCCACCACCCAGGUGCCACCCGAGCGCCUCAGCGUGCCACUCGUGUUACAGGCCAGCCUGGCACCAGCUGCCACCCACGUUCAGCUACCACCUGCGUGUGGGCACCACCUGUGCCAUUCCCCCACCCACCUGCAGACACCACCUAUGUGCCAGCGUCAGUCACCGACAGAUGCCACCCCCGUGCCCAGGCACGCAGCCUGCAUCUCCCUGGCAUGGCACAGGGGGCACAGAGCAGCCCUGGGCACGCUUAGCUGCCCACGAGGGACCCCACAGGACUUCUUCCCGAGAGAGCAGCUCCUUUGCUGGCUGUGA